This is a messenger RNA of Papilio machaon (common yellow swallowtail), 1177 nucleotides long. It is a transcript of the gene Spx, whose product is annotated as splicing factor 3B subunit 4. The transcript has 6 exons. Gene Ontology annotation, cellular component: nucleolus; U12-type spliceosomal complex. Lineage: Eukaryota; Metazoa; Arthropoda; Insecta; Lepidoptera; Papilionidae. Gene Ontology annotation, biological process: positive regulation of mRNA splicing, via spliceosome. The record is from RefSeq and is a predicted model, not a curated record. Bases 149 to 1177 code for a protein of 342 amino acids. Gene Ontology annotation, molecular function: RNA binding.
UGACGUAUGCUGUCAAAGUGGCGUGUACAACGGCGAAGACGCCAAGAAUGCUAUUUUGUUUAUUACAAUUUUAGGAAUACUAUCUAAAACGCUUUUGGUAUGUUAUUUUCAUACAAGAUAAGUGUUCAAGUUUAGUAAUUCUAACAAUAUGGCAGCAGGUCCUAUUGCUGAGCGAAAUCAAGAUGCAACAAUAUAUGUUGGUGGUCUUGAUGAUAGAGUCUCGGAGAGCCUCCUCUGGGAAUUGUUUGUGCAAGCAGGGCCUGUGGUGAAUGUACAUAUGCCCAAAGACCGUGUAUCACAAACACAUCAAGGAUAUGGAUUUGUGGAAUUUAUGGGAGAGGAAGAUGCAGAUUAUGCCAUCAAGGUAAUGAAUAUGAUAAAACUAUAUGGUAAGCCUGUAAGAGUCAAUAAGGCUUCAGCCCAUCAGAAGAAUCUUGAUGUAGGAGCUAAUGUGUUCAUUGGAAACUUGGACCCGGAAGUGGAUGAGAAAUUACUUUAUGACACAUUCUCAGCAUUUGGUGUCAUAUUGCAAACACCAAAGGUAAUGAGAGAUCCAGAAACGGGUAACUCUAAAGCAUUUGCGUUCAUCAAUUUUGCAUCAUUUGAAGCGUCGGAUGCUGCUAUCGAAGCCAUGAACAAUCAGUAUCUGUGCAACAGACCUAUUUCAGUGUCAUAUGCUUUCAAGAAAGAUGUCAAAGGAGAGAGACAUGGUUCUGCAGCUGAAAGAUUGCUCGCAGCCCAAAAUCCUCUAUCGCAUGCGGACCGUCCUCACCAGCUGUUCGCAGACGCACCGCCGACUAUGAUGGGUCCCAUCCUGAUGGCCCCUCCGCCGCCGCCUGCGCCGAGCCCAAUGCCACCACCUGGACCUCCAAUGAGCGGACGGCCGCCACCUCCCCUACCGCUGGCAGCACCUCCACCACCUCCUUCAACCAUGCCUCCUCCCGGCCCCCCACCGCCGCCGGGACCGCCACCUCCCCCGCCACCCUUCCACCACUUCCCCCCGCCCUUCGGCCCACCGGGAUUCGGCCCCCCUCCCCCGCCCGGCGCGCGCCCCCCACCCCCGUGGAGACCUCCACCACCUCAGUUCAGGCCACAGUUCCCUCCGCGCGGUCCUCCGCCGUUUGGUCAUCCGCCAUUCCCCCCGCACCACCCGCCUGAACCUAAUUAUAAUUAUUAG